AUGUCCUCCACCAGUCUCCUCCGCCUCUCUCUCUCCCCUCACAAUUCAACUCUCCACCGCCGCCAUGAACUACCUCCACUCUACCACCAACGACGUCGUCCGCCAAUCCCACAUUCGCCGAAAUUGCGUGCAUUCAGCAGGAUAUCCUCGAAAGCGGUCGGGUUUACAUCCCCGGGGGAAUUCCAGCUGCAGGAGAAGACAGCUCGGGAAGAGGCCGACACGACCGUGCUGCUCGAAGUGUCCGGGAUGAUGUGCGGGGCGUGCGUGGCGCGGGUCAAGUCGGUCAUCUCCGCCGACGAGCGCGUUGACUCGGUCGUGGUCAACAUGCUGACCGAGACCGCUGCGAUCAAGCUGAAGGAAAGAGCCGGAGUAGACUUCUCCCGCGCGGCGGAGGAGCUAGCGGAGAGAGUGUCGGCGAGCGGAUUCGGUGCGCGGCGGAGGGCGUCGGGGGAGGGGGUGGAGGCGAAGGUGCGGAAGUGGAGGGAGACGGUGGAGAAGAAGGAUGCACUGCUCGUGAAAAGUAGAAACCGGGUGGCGUUUGCUUGGACUCUGGUUGCUCUGUGUUGCGGCUCUCACGCAUCUCAUAUUUUGCAUUCCGUGGGAAUUCAUGUCGGCCAUGGAUCAAUCAUGGAUAUUCUGCAUAACUCAUAUGUGAAAGGUGGUUUGGCUUUGGGCUCUCUUUUGGGACCUGGACGAGACCUGCUUUUUGAUGGAUUGAAGGCCUUCAGAAAGGGUUCGCCAAAUAUGAACUCUCUCGUUGGUUUUGGAUCAAUAGCUGCAUUUGCAAUAAGUGCGGUCUCGCUUCUCAACCCCGAACUUCAGUGGAAUGCUGCCUUUUUUGAUGAACCGGUCAUGCUUCUUGGUUUUAUCCUACUAGGGCGUUCACUUGAAGAAAGAGCUAGGAUCAAGGCAUCCAGUGACAUGAAUGAGCUGUUAUCGCUUAUAUCAACUAUAUCAAGACUUGUAAUUGCCCCGUCUGGGAGUGAGGUCUCCGAGGACAGUGUUCUAUGUUCUGAUGCAAUGUGCAUUGAAGUUCCUACGGAUGACGUUCGAGUUGGUGAUUCAAUCUUGGUCUUACCUGGAGAAACAGUGCCUGUAGAUGGAAAGGUCCUCGCGGGUCGAAGUGUUGUGGAUGAAUCCAUGCUUACUGGUGAAUCUCUUCCCGUAUUCAAGGAAAAGGGCAAUUCUGUUUCAGCAGGAACAGUUAAUUGGGAUGGUCCUCUGAGGAUAGAGGCCUCUUCAACCGGUUCAAAUUCUACUAUAUCAAAGAUUGUUAGCAUGGUUGAGGAUGCUCAGGGACGUGAAGCACCCAUUCAAAGGCUUGCAGAUUCAAUAGCUGGGCCUUUUGUUUAUAGUGUCAUGACACUUUCAGCUGCCACAUUUGCUUUUUGGCAAUAUAUCGGAACUCAUAUCUUCCCUGAUGUGUUGCUUAAUGAUAUAGCUGGGCCAGAUGGAAAUUCUCUUCUAUUGAGCAUGAAGCUCGCUGUGGAUGUUUUGGUUGUUUCUUGCCCAUGCGCUUUGGGCCUUGCAACACCAACGGCAAUUCUAGUUGGCACCUCUCUUGGAGCAAAACAGGGACUUCUUAUAAGAGGAGGAGAUGUACUAGAGCGCUUGGCCGGGAUAGACUACAUCACCUUGGAUAAAACAGGAACUCUCACUGAAGGAAGACCUUCCGUGUCAGCUGUUGCAUCCAUCGGACAUGAAGAAUCAGAAAUACUUCAAAUUGCAACCGCAGUGGAAAAAACAGCUUCACAUCCACUUGCAAAUGCUAUUAUAGCUAAAGCCCACUCAUUGGAUUUGAAUAUUCCUAGUACAAGGGGUCAAUUAACCGAACCAGGCUCGGGAACCUUGGCAGAGGUAGAUGGGCUUUUAGUGGCAGUUGGAAAAUUAAGUUGGGUUCAAGAGCGCUUUCAGCAAAAAACAAGCUUAUCCGAUGUGAAGAGACUUGAGGAGUCUGUGACACGUCAAUUGUCAACGGAAGGCUUAUCCUCAAACCACUCGAGAACGAUUGUUUAUGUUGGUAGAGAAGGAGAAGGCAUCAUUGGUGCUAUUGCAAUAUCAGACAAUUUGAGACGUGAUGCCAAAUCUACAGUAACUAGGCUUCAGGGGAAAGGAAUUCGUACAGUCCUCUUGUCAGGGGACAGGGAAGAGGCAGUUGCAACUGUAGCAAAGACAGUCGGAAUAGAAAAUGAAUUUGUGAAUAGUUCAUUAACACCACAGCAGAAAUCUGGGGUUAUUUCACGUCUCCAAGCGUCAGGCCACCGUGUUGCUAUGGUUGGCGAUGGCAUUAAUGAUGCACCCUCCCUUGCUCUUGCCGAUGUUGGGAUUGCAAUGCGAACUGAAGGACAGGAAAAUGCUGCAUCAAAUGCAGCAUCUAUUAUACUCUUGGGAAAUAGACUGUCACAGGUGGUAGAUGCAAUCGACCUUGCAAAAUCAACAAUGGCCAAAGUUCGUCAAAAUCUGACUUGGGCAGUUGCGUAUAAUGUUAUUGCAAUCCCCAUGGCAGCUGGGGUGCUGCUUCCCCAAUUUGAUUUUGCCAUGACACCUUCUCUUUCAGGGGGAAUGAUGGCCUUGAGCUCGAUAUUUGUCGUCACAAACUCACUGCUUCUGCAGUUUCACAGGACUCAGAAGAAGAAUGAAAAGAGCAAAGCCGAUGUUUAUUCUCUCAAUAGACAAUAA
Molecule: messenger RNA, 2679 nt
Organism: Striga hermonthica
Lineage: Eukaryota; Viridiplantae; Streptophyta; Magnoliopsida; Lamiales; Orobanchaceae
Source: the annotation of a GenBank genome assembly